This is a messenger RNA of Lasiosphaeria miniovina, 243 nucleotides long. RefSeq lists its product as uncharacterized. NCBI's taxonomy places the organism in Eukaryota, Fungi, Ascomycota, Sordariomycetes, Sordariales, Lasiosphaeriaceae. The record is from RefSeq and is a predicted model, not a curated record. Gene Ontology annotation, biological process: intracellular transport; protein secretion. The transcript is spliced from 3 exons. Bases 1 to 243 code for a protein of 80 amino acids.
AUGGCCGUCGUUGCCUUUUACCUACAGUCGGCGCUCUUCAACUUCCAGAGCCUGCUGCUCGUCCUGCUGCUGCUGAUCUGCACGUGCGCCUACGUGCACCAGAUAUUCCCCGCGAUCCUCGACCGCAACAAGACUGGCCUCACGGGCGUCUUUUGGAAGUGCGCCAGGAUAGGCGAGCGGUUGAGCCCCUACAUAAGUCUGUGUUGUGUCUUCAUGGCGAUCUCUGUAUUUGUUGGCAACUGA